Molecule: messenger RNA, 696 nt
Organism: Plasmopara halstedii
Lineage: Eukaryota; Oomycota; Peronosporomycetes; Peronosporales; Peronosporaceae
Exons: 1
Coding region: 394-597 (67 amino acids)
Source: RefSeq, a predicted model, not a curated record
AAGUAAUUUGCUUUCAAGAUACGAAACGUGGUAUCAACGUGGAACCGCUUAUGAUGAUGAAGCAGCAUUGAAGAGCUACGUUGAGGUUUCGAUGUUGCAUUUGCUGCUGUACUGAUUGCAAGACAUACCAAAAAGGUCUACCGAUAAGUGCGAUAAUGGUUGCUGAAAACUAAUGUUGCAAGUGCUUAGAACGAUAACAUUUUGACUUUCUUAGCGUUUGCGCUCCCACCUUGAAACUGGAUUUCUCAUCUUGAAAAGGUCUUGCUACCGAAUCGGACGACGGAAGUGAAUCCAAUUAAAUCGUAAACUCCUAAAAUACUUAUUUGCAGCUUUUAUCACACAAGAUCUGUGCAAAAAGAGGCUUAUAUAACAUACCUUGAUGAGCGAGAUCAUAUGCUAGAAGACUUAUCGAUAGAAGUAAACUCGGACGACUGCGAGAGCGAAACUGCUGUUAUCGAUUUUCCCCCGGAAGGCAAACGUCAUGCUCUUGCCAUGCUUUCAAACACCGCGCUACGGCACGGGAAGAUGACUACAUGGGGGCAUGGCAGAAUAAAAUUAAUGUUGUAUCAUCGGAUUCAAUGGGAUAGAAAGUACUGACUAACGAUUUAGCUGCAUAUGCGUCCCGCCAGCUGCUAUCGUUCAAAUAUAAAUGCGAACUGUACGAGAUAAAACGCGUGAAAUUUGGCACAACCGUUG